AUGGAAUCCUGUCCUGUUACAGAAUCCGGUCCUGUUACAGAAUCCGGUCCUAUUACAGAAUCCUAUCCUGCUAAAAAACCCUGUCCUGUUACAGAAUUCGGUCCUAUUACAGAAUCCUAUCCUGGUAAACAACCCUGUCCUGUUACAGAAUUCUGUCCUAUUACAAAAUCCUAUCCUGAUAAACAACCCUGUUCUGUUACAGAAUCCUAUCCUGCUAAACAACCCUGUCCUGUUACAGAAUUCGGUCCUAUUACAGAAUCCUAUCCUGAUAAACAAUCCUGUCCUGUUACAGAAUUCUAUCCCGCUAAACAACCCUGUCCUUUCACAGAAUCCGGUCCUGUUACAGAAUCCUAUCCUGGUAAAGAAUCCUGUCCUGUUAAAGAAUCCUAUUCUGUUAAAGAUCCUGUCUGUCCUGUUACAGGAUCCUGUCCUGUUACAGACUCUUGUCCUGUUACAGACUCUUGUCCUGUUAAAUAA
Molecule: messenger RNA, 477 nt
Organism: Eurytemora carolleeae
Lineage: Eukaryota; Metazoa; Arthropoda; Copepoda; Calanoida; Temoridae
Product: keratinocyte proline-rich protein-like
Exons: 3
Coding region: 1-477 (158 amino acids)
Source: RefSeq, a predicted model, not a curated record